Hemibagrus wyckioides is the source of this 476-nucleotide messenger RNA. RefSeq names its product cytochrome c oxidase subunit 8B, mitochondrial. The record is from RefSeq and is a predicted model, not a curated record. Gene Ontology annotation, biological process: mitochondrial electron transport, cytochrome c to oxygen. Bases 168 to 389 code for a protein of 73 amino acids. Lineage: Eukaryota; Metazoa; Chordata; Actinopteri; Siluriformes; Bagridae. The transcript has 2 exons. Gene Ontology annotation, cellular component: mitochondrion.
ACGUGAAGCCCUAGCGUUCAGGGCGGAACCUGUACGCUCGAAUAAUAAAUAGCACUUGGCAGGUGGACAGCAGAGUCACAGGAUCAGAGUCCAACAGUGUUGAGCUGAACACCGCAGCAGCAGCAACAGCUACACUUUCACCACCACUCAGAUCUGCAGAAGGAAUCAUGCAGGCUUUGAGUCGCUCCUCGGGUUUAUUCAGAGCAGCUCUGAGACAGCACUUAACACCGAGAGCCAACAUUUCAGCCAAACCGGCUAAACAUGUCAUGAGCACAGGGGAGCACGUGAUCGCCAUGGUGACCAUGUUUGUGACCAUCCUGGUGCCCUCAGGGUGGAUCCUCGCCAAUCUGGAGGACUAUAAGAAGCGGCCAUGGGUUAGUGGCUCCUGAGCACGUCGCCACUCGGCUCGUCUGCAUUCCUCCUCAAUAAACCUUCUCAACUUUCAUUAAUAAACCAACCUAAAAAAAACUAGCAAA